AUGCUGACCGAGUCGAUGCUGGGUGAGAUGAAGGACAUUCAAGACUUGCCCGAUCUUGAGAACGCAAAGGACAAGGCUGAGGACGGCGAGGGCGAGGGCAGUGAGGGAGGUGAGGGCAUGGGCCAGCUGGGAAAGAGCUUGGAGUUCUUGAUGCUCAAGGUCGCUCAGCUCGAGACCCUGGCGGAGUUGCAGCAGAGAGAGCUCUUGGUGGCGCAUGCCAGGAUCGAGAAGUUGGAGGAUAAGCUUGGCAUGCAACCUCCCGAGCCUACCGGUGCCACCGUAGGAAUGGCGCGGAGCUCCACAGAAGGCGUCAAGGAGGCCCACGCCACCCUGAAGCGGGUGAUUCAGAAGCACGCUCGGCAGCGCGAGAAGCGGCAGUACCACCCGGAGGCCCAUCAAACCGAGCAACCUGAGCCUGAAAGGGAGACCGAGCCAGACUUGGCCGAUGAGAAGGAGUGGGAAGAGUUGGAGGGGCAAGAGGAGCAGCGAGGGAACAGCAACCCGGCCAUGCUCCAGACGAGCGACCGAAUUCUACCUUUCAUCCCUGGCGGGCGGCGCCGCAUCGACAAGAAGAUUUCGAAAGCCGUCUCGAACUUGGACGGCACGGGGUUGGUCGGCGAUGCACUGAGCAGCGCUUACGAGAAGGCCAAGCAAGCAGGCGACGGCAUCAAGUUCGUCGCGAACACGGCCAUCAGCACGGUGGAGAUGGCAGUGAACAUCCUGAUCAAAGGCUUCUCCGACUGGAGCGCCAAAUGCCCCAAUAAUUUCAACCUAAAGCUCAAGCGCGACGGCAGAUCGCUCACCUUCGAUAUCGGGCGGCAAAGGUGCGAGGUCAGCCUUAUGGGCCAAAAAAUCACGCUCUUUGACAUCAAGUUGGGCAAAAAAAGUGUGACCUUUGACAUCAUUAAGAUGAUCCCGGAGCCGACCCGCAGUUACCUCAAUGUUGUGAUAAACCUCGGACAGGGCCUAAGACAUUGCGUCAACGCGGACUCAUCGACGGGUCUCAUCAUGUGCAUCGGCAGCAAGAUAAUCGAGACGGUGCCCCCAUUCAACUACCUGACUAAGAUGGGGGAUAUCCUCACCGAGGUCAUCGAGGUUUUUGCCAACGUGGCUUCGACGGUGGUUCAGAAAGCUAUGGAGCAGGGACCCUCUUUGGUACAAACGGCCGCCACGACGAAGUUCCCUGCUGCUGGCGAGCCCCCUUUGCUGCACCACAAGAGCACGAACUUAAUGAUCGAGUCGCACACGGGGCAUGUGCCGCCUGGCAGCUACCUUCAUCGAGAGUUGGCUGCUGUGCAGACCAAUGCGACCCAGGAAGCCGACCCGGAUGGUGCCAUCACCUAUGCUAUGGGUGGCGGCGACGUGCACGCGACCAAGCUUUUUACCCAGUUCUCCGGCAGAGAGACAGACACCAGCUCGUGCCUCGCCUUUGCUCCCAAGACCCGAAACGGCAACGGAGUGAGCAAAUCCGAUUGGCAGGUCGACAAAAAGGACGAUUUCCUGAAGCUGGAACCAUGGGCCGUGCCCUGCGACAAUGCGUGGAUGAAGGACAACGUGAAGAAGUGGCAGGGCUACUCCUUCUACUUCGGGCAGAAGGCCAUCGAGAAGUGCGUCAAGGUGACCUUCGCCAUGGGAAUGCAGCCGGUCGUAGCCUUCGUGGGCGGCUUGCAGUUUGAGGUCCUACCGAAGCCCCUCUUCGAGUUGGCCACGACCGUGUGCUGGCCGAACAAGCAGCCCGGGGGUGUGGAUCUGAGCGUACUCCGCUCCGAGAUCAGAUCCGCAGGCAUCCUGCUCUUCAGCCGCACCUUGCGUCUGACCAAGCGCUUCGGCAGCAGCACCGAUUUCUCCACCGGCAACGUCAAGGGCUCCUACGAGACUUGGCGGAACGCGGCAGGCCUGGCCAAGGGCGAAGGGCGCAUCCCGAUGGACUCGCUGAAACGCUCCUUCCUUCAGAGCAAAAGCCGCCUGCGCCAGGAGGGCCAAGCAGGCGAAGCAGCAGAGCUGGCAAAGGCCCGUGUUGAGAUGGAGCAGGAGGGCUUGCAGUGGAAGGCGGAGACCGAAGACCUCUACCUGGCGUCUGUCGACUACGGGGCAGAGCUGAACACGUCCGUGGACAAGACCUUCGAGGCCCAUGGCGAGGAGGCGGCCCGUCACAUGGCGAGCUCGAGCUCUGGCUCUGGUUUGGAGGAGUUCAAGCUCUUCGUUUUCAAGAGCCCAGGGCUGGUGAACUUCGGGAUCGAAGGUCUCAUGUCAGGCAACACACUGGAGCUGGGAGUGGAGAUGGCCUUCGGCCCCUACAAAAGUCCCCCAAAGCGAAUCCCUUUGGUCGAUAUCGGCAAGCAGUUCGCCCUCAUCUUGGCCGGCUUGCCCUUCGUCUCAACAAGGAGCAAGCUGACGGCAUUGGAGGCUUUGAAGGACUUCGCUUUGAAGGACGUGGGAAAGUCACGCGGCCUCUCCGUGCCGCCGGGCUCCAUCGUUUCGCUCUACCAACCCGCAACGGGCCGAUACCUGAAGAUGGCUCCCAAGAAAAUGGAGCCCAGUGGAAAGUUGAAGCAGUGGGGCAUACCGGACCACUGGAAUUGGGAGCGCUUCACCGUGGUGGACGCCGGGAAAGGGUUCAUUGCGCUGCACAACACCGCCUUCAAUCGCUUCGCGGGGGCCGGAAGCCGGAGCUCUAAGAAAGAUGCCGACAAGCUUCCCGGCAGCUGGGACUCCAUGCGAUGGACCAUUAGGGAAGAAGGCAACGGGGAGGUCAGCCUGUACAACAAGAAGCAUAAGACAUGCUUGAAGAUGACGUCCAAGGGUGUGGGAUCGGAUAAAGCUUGUGGGAAAUGGACCCGCUUCGUCAUCAAGCCGGCAGAGAAGAUUCUUGUACCGGGGACCAUGAUCGCCCUCCACAACAGGCGGCACAAUCGCUUCGUGAAGAUGCAGGGCAGUAAGCUGACGCGAAGCUCCAAGAAGGACGUCACCGACCUGCCCCAUGAUUGGACUUCGGAGCGCUUCACUGUGGUGGAUGCCGGAAGCAGCCGAAUCGCGCUGCACAAUGCGGUGCACAAUCGCUUUGUGGCGAAGGGCGCCUCCAGCGCCCACCGAAAUGCGGACAAGCUUCCCAACUGGGGCUCCUUAAAGUUUGAGGUCUACCCUGCGGGCAACGGGGAGAUCGUUCUUUACAACAAAUUGCACAACAAGAUGCUUCGGAUGUCAGGCAGCAAGGUUGACAUGUCUAAGAGCAAGAAGCCCGGGGAUUUGCCAGACACAUGGACCUGGGAACGCUUUCGGGUGGUGCGUGUGAAGCCCUACCUGCAGCCCGGUAGCACCGUGGCCCUCUGGUGCAAACAUCACCGCCGCUAUGUGAAGAUGAACCCGGGCAGCAAUCCAGGAUCAUUCCUCUUGGCCAGAGCCAGAGCAAGCUACGCGAACCACACGCAGAAUGACACCCUCAUCCAGUUUCCUGCGUUCAAGUUCACGUUUCCGAAGAUCACGGAUAUAGUCAAGAAGGCUGCGGAAGAAGCCAAGAAGACAGCCACAAAGGUGACCACGAGCACGAAGACGCCUAAACCCAAAGUGGCCAAAGCGGUGCCAAAGGAUGGGCGCAUCGUCCGCAGCUCAGAGCGGAGUGGCGACGGCAUCCCCGACUCCUGGAAGUGGGAGCGCUUCACCGUCGUGGACGCCGGCAACGGCCAGGUGGCCUUCCACAACAGCAUGCACAAUAGGUUCAUGAAGAUGACAUGGGACAAGAAGAUGGUUGUCAGCAAAGCGAAAACGGUCGAUGCCCUGCCGAGCACCUGGACGGCUGAGCGCUUCACCGUGGUGCCUGCCGGGAAAGGAGAGUUCGUGUUCCACAACUCACUCCGCAACCGCAUGAUUCGCAUGACGAAAUCUGAGGUGGAUGCGAGCGGCAAGAAGAGCCCACAAAGCUUGCCGAAAAGUUGGAAGUCGGAGCGGUUUCAGCUUGUGCCUGCCAAGCCUUACUUGCAGCCCGGGACCAUCGUCGCUCUGCACUGCGGAAAACACAACCGCUUCGUCCAGAUGACAUCAAGGUCUUCCUUAUCUCCCACCCAGAGAAGGGGUCGUAAUGACCUGCCACCGAGCUGGACAGACACUCUCUUCACCGUGGUGGACGCCGGGAACGCGCAGGUAGCGUUCUACAGCAACAAGCACCACCGGUUCCUCAAAAUGAACGGCGCCAAAAUGGAGACUGGAACCAAGUUAGGGUCCUGGGAGCGCUUCACCGUGGUGCCUACCGAAGACGACCAGUUUGUGUUCCACAACUCAGCCCACAACCGCAUGAUUCGCCUGCAUUCCAAGAUAGACAGCAGUGGCAAGAAAUCGCCGCAGGACCUCCCAAGCGGGUGGACCUUUGAGCGCUUUCGCAUCGUGGUGGUUUCUGAUGCCAACACGAACACCGUACGUGCCACGUUCGACUGA
Symbiodinium sp. CCMP2456 is the source of this 4428-nucleotide messenger RNA. Lineage: Eukaryota; Dinophyceae; Suessiales; Symbiodiniaceae. The record is from the annotation of a GenBank genome assembly.